This is a messenger RNA of Entrophospora candida, 158 nucleotides long. Lineage: Eukaryota; Fungi; Glomeromycota; Glomeromycetes; Entrophosporales; Entrophosporaceae. The record is from the annotation of a GenBank genome assembly.
AUCCAGAUGACAAUUUAUCUGACAAUCAAUCUGAAAAUUUAUAUGAAGAGGAGGAUGACACAUUAGUGGACGAUGAUAAUAAGGACAAUGAGGAAGAAUAUAAUUCAAAUGAAUUAGCUUCAUCAUUUGUGACAGAAUUAGAUCAUUCUAAUUUCUAA